Hibiscus syriacus is the source of this 738-nucleotide messenger RNA. Its product is annotated as heme oxygenase 1, chloroplastic-like. The transcript has 4 exons. Gene Ontology annotation, biological process: heme oxidation; phytochromobilin biosynthetic process. NCBI's taxonomy places the organism in Eukaryota, Viridiplantae, Streptophyta, Magnoliopsida, Malvales, Malvaceae. Bases 1 to 723 code for a protein of 240 amino acids. Gene Ontology annotation, molecular function: heme oxygenase (decyclizing) activity. The record is from RefSeq and is a predicted model, not a curated record.
AUGGCGUCUCUGACCCCAAUUUCCCAAUCCCAUUCCUUUCUUAAAAGACCCAACCUUAAAACUCCUCCACCUCCCAAUUUCUCUUCCAGUUUUAUCAUCAAGGAUUUCCCAUCUUCCAAGACUCCGUCUCUUAAACUUCCCAUGAGGGUUUCUAGGAACGUCGUCGUAUCGUCCACGACGGUGGAGAAGCCCAGGAAGAGGUACCCCGGAGAGGCUAAAGGUUUCGUGGAGGAGAUUAGAUGGUUUUACGAUACUGCUAGAAAAAGUAAAGUGAUAAGCCUGGUCUGGUCUGGUUCAGAUGCUGAAUUCAGAAACACUGGAUUGGAAAGGUCGGAGAAGUUGGCGAUGGAUUUACAGUGGUUCAAAGAGCAAGGCUAUGCCAUUCCCGAACCAUCUUCUCCCGGUGUUACAUAUUCCGAGUAUCUUAAAGAAUUAUCCGAGAAGGAUCCACAAGCAUUCAUAUGCCAUUUCUACAACAUUUAUUUUGCACACUCGGCUGGUGGCCGGAUGAUUGGGAAGAAGGUAGCUGAGAAGAUACUUGACAACAAGGAGUUGGAAUUUUACAAAUGGGAUGGUGACCUUUCCCAAUUGUUACAAAACGUGAGGGACAAGCUGAACAAAGUAGCUGGGAGCUGGACUAGGGAGGAGAAGAACCAUUGCUUGGAAGAAACCGAGAAAUCGUUCAAAUAUUCAGGGGAGAUUCUUAGAUUGAUACUGUCAUAGGUAUGCCAAGCAUAA